Molecule: messenger RNA, 747 nt
Organism: Parastagonospora nodorum SN15
Lineage: Eukaryota; Fungi; Ascomycota; Dothideomycetes; Pleosporales; Phaeosphaeriaceae
Exons: 2
Coding region: 1-747 (248 amino acids)
Source: RefSeq, a predicted model, not a curated record
AUGUCUUGGGAGAUGUGCUUUACGAUAUGCUGUUCAACGUUUUUUCAACCGACAGGUCGCAGACGUGAUAGAAGUCGUCUUUUACCAAGGAACCCUCCUAAACGUCAGCAUCCGCCACGCCCGCCGAUUUCCCAAGAGAUGCGCAACGAACAGGCCGAAUGUCCGCUUUUCAGCCCGAACUUUCCUGCAGAGCUACGGCUCAGUAUAUACGAGGCUGUUCUUGGGGACCAACACCGACUCAUGCACGUCAUCCCCUUCGACGAUCACUACCUAGAGGCGAUCAACGUUAUGUAUACAGCCAAUAAAUUCAGCGUCAAGGGAGCACGAGGGAUAGAAGCCUUUCAUUCUGUCACUCCCCAACCUCAGUGGCACCAGAUUCGUCACCUCAACAUCUCAACAAUAUUCCUAACACCACGGCAAUAUUAUCCAGAGCAUGAGUGGUUCCCUCCAGACAAUUAUGUCCAAUGGCCCACGAGCUGCGCAAUUGUUCAGAGCCUGCAUGGGCUUCGUUCGUUGCAGGUCGAGCUCAUCGUCCGAGAUACGCAUGACCGCAAAAAUGAGACUCUUGUGGAAGAAGAAGCGCUCUUCUCUAUUCUCAAGCCGCUCACUCUUGUUUCUGCACCUCUGUUUGAAGUCGAAAUCAAUAUGGCUGUGCCUGAGACUGUACUUAAAAAGCUUGGAGAGUUGACGUUCACGCUGGUCGUCAAGUACAAGCCAUACGAACACAGUCUAUUUUCCGCAUUAUAG